AUGUACCUUUACCUCCUCAUCCUCCUCCACCUCCUUUCCUCUGCUGGCGCCUCUGAGAGUGGUAUUGUGGGUGGUAAGAUAGCUAAGCCCCACUCUAGGCCCUAUAUGGUCUCUCUGCAACACAGAGGAUAUCGUGUUUGUGGAGGACUGCUCAUCCGAGAGGACUUUGUCCUGACUUCAGCACACUGCUUGAAAGGUUCUUAUCCUUUAACGGUGGUCCUUGGAGCUCACAACCUAACCAAAGAAGAGAAGAAGAGUCGGCAAGAGAGGAAAGUGUCACAUUACCAUCGACAUCCCUUACAUCAGAAUAUAACUCAGUUAAGUUACGACAUCAUGCUACUGAAGUUACAUACCAACGCCACUCUGAACGAGUAUGUGAAGGUCAUUGGACUACCCGAUAAAGACAAACGUAUCCCAGCCAGAACCAAGUGCUCUGUCGCUGGCUGGGGCAAGACUAAACCAGACAAAACAUCUGGCCCUGCAGAUGUUUUGAUGGAAGUUGAAGUCACGAUGCAGUUCAACUUUGAAUGCGGAAAUAAGUUGAAAGAUUCCUUUAUAAGUAGCCAAAUGAUAUGCACUGAAGAUGGACAGAAAGGCUUUUGUGAGGGAGAUUCAGGUGGACCUAUUAUUUGCAAGAACAAGAACGUGGCACAGGGUAUUGUUGCUUUUUUUGGUAAUCACCUGAAAUGUGAUGAUCGUAAGUUCCCCCGUGUGUACAUGAACAUUUCCUUCUUUAAGUCCUGGAUUGAAGAGGUGAUUAAUGGAUAGCUUUAAAAAAUAUAUAUAUUAAAAAAUAAUGCAUGCAUAAAUAGAUAUAUCAUAAAUGCAUAACAUGUUGUGUAUGAAUAUACAGGUAACUGUUAAAAUAGUGGAAACGCUUGAGUAAAUGAGGGAUACAAAUGAUUUUGAAAC
This is a messenger RNA of Salvelinus sp. IW2-2015, 912 nucleotides long. RefSeq names its product granzyme B-like. The record is from RefSeq and is a predicted model, not a curated record. Gene Ontology annotation, biological process: proteolysis. Gene Ontology annotation, molecular function: serine-type endopeptidase activity. Lineage: Eukaryota; Metazoa; Chordata; Actinopteri; Salmoniformes; Salmonidae.